AUGAGUGACAAACCACCGAUACAGCGAAAAUCCUCCCUGAGCAUCAAUGAUGCGCGCAUCGCUGGAUUAUAUGAUCUUCAGAAAACUAUUGGCAAGGGACAUUUCGCUGUGGUAAAAUCGGCCAAUCAUGUGUUUACAGGUGAAAAGGUCGCAGUGAAGGUGAUCGACAAAACAAAAUUUGAUUCUUCUAUGGCUUCUCAUUUAAUAAAAGAAGCAAGCAAUGAAGAUUUUGUUCGCUGCAUGAAAUUAGUGCAACAUCCAAACAUAGUUCGCUUAUACGAAGUUAUCGAUACACAGACGAAACUGUUUCUAAUUCUCGAGCUAGGAGAUUAUGAUAUGUACGAUUUUAUCAUGAAGAACGCUGAUAAGGGUUGUCCCGAAAGUGAAGCCCAACAGUACUUUUGUCAAAUCAUUAAAGCAAUUGAGUAUUGUCAUGAGUUACAUGUUGUUCAUCGAGAUUUGAAGCCCGAGAAUGUUGUGUUCUUCGAACGUUUGGGCAUGGUGAAAUUGACAGAUUUCGGAUUCAGCAAUAAAUUCAUACCUGGAGAACAACUUGAAACUUCAUGUGGUAGCUUAGCUUACUCAGCUCCUGAAAUAUUGCUUGGCGAUGCUUACGAUGCUCCCGCUGUGGAUCUUUGGUCCUUGGGAGUCAUUUUAUAUAUGUUAUUGUGUGGGCGGUUGCCAUUUCAAGAAGCAAAUGACUCAGAAACUCUGACAAAAAUAUUAGAUUGCAAAUAUUCCCUUCCAGAUACUCUUUCUUCGCAUGCUCGAUUGUGA
Messenger RNA from Thelazia callipaeda (thelaziosis nematode), 777 nucleotides. The record is from the annotation of a GenBank genome assembly. NCBI's taxonomy places the organism in Eukaryota, Metazoa, Nematoda, Chromadorea, Rhabditida, Thelaziidae.